Messenger RNA from Schizophyllum commune H4-8, 437 nucleotides. RefSeq lists its product as uncharacterized. The coding region runs from base 79 to 375 and encodes 98 amino acids. The transcript has a single exon. The record is from RefSeq and is a predicted model, not a curated record. NCBI's taxonomy places the organism in Eukaryota, Fungi, Basidiomycota, Agaricomycetes, Agaricales, Schizophyllaceae.
GUAUUCCGGAGCGUAUCUUUAAGUCAUGCUCUAUCUUCUUUCAGCAACUGACAUUGAUGCAAGCGCUUGUCUGUGCAUAUGGCCCGUGGAACGGCCCUGUUCAUUUCCGUCUUCGGCGAUGGACUGAAUCCCUUCACCUACGGCCCCCCAACUGCUUCCUGCUCUUCACCCAUCGCUCGACUCUCACUCCCCCCAUCUUCUGGGUGUUCUUCCUGCUUUCUAUCCUUGAAAGUUUCGCGCGGAUCAGUUAUAGCAACAGAACAUAACGCGAGGAUGGGCGCGGGAGGACGGGCGAGCGCGAAUGCGCGUAUCCCAGGUGCGUGGCUACGCUAUACUCCACGGCGAGUACUAACUUACAAUACAGGACUACUAUAGCAAACAAAAGGGAUAGCGCGGUCAAGGCUUCGCAGUCGCAAUGUUGUGGAAGAAGCGUGGGG